UUUUUGACUACAGCCGUAUGAUGGCAUAUGAGUCGAGUGUGUAAUGUAACAAUCCCCACCGACGCUUGUGCAGUGUUUGACGCUCAGUGACAUGACAUGGACGGCGGAAUGUCUCACUGAGAGCAGAUGAACUGAAGAAUGAUGUCGGACCAGGAUUUUGGUUUAAGUUUAUCAGCUGCGCCCCCGCUUCGCAGGGGUAGCACCCCCUUGCCAAUCAAGCAUCAGCUGAGGCGAGAGGAAGCUGUGUCCGAGGAUUACGACUGGACGCCGGGACUCGACGAGUCUGCCACUCCGCAAAUCAGCAUCAGCAAUAUCCAAGAUUCUCCUUCCCCAAAACCGCCACAGCAAAAGUACCACGGACCGCUUCGGAUAGUACUGCUGGGCCAAAACGGAGUGGGCAAAUCCUCUCUGGCACUUUGCCUGGCUGGACUGUCAGACAGAUCACUCUCUAUAGACUCUGAAACCCAAGCAACCGAUGAGGGUUACCAGCGGCGAGUGACUGUGGAUGACGAGGACAGCACAAUUUUAGUGUACGACAACUGGAAACAGGAGCUGUCCACCCUGCAGUGUGAGGUGUGCAUCCUGGUUUUCUCGUUGACGGACAGGCGCAGCUUCCACCGGAUCGCUCAGCUCCGUCUGCUGUUGAGGGAGACGCUGCCACACACCCCCAUCAUCCUAGUGGGCAACAAGAGUGACCUUGUGCGCUCCCGUGAAAUCAGCACAGAGGAGGCGCACUCCAGUGCAAUGAUGUUUGGCUGCCUGUAUCUGGAGCUCUCCGUCUCUCUGGACCACCACACUAAUGACCUACUGGAAGCGGCUGUGAGAGCAGCCCGGGGCCACAACCUGGGACCCGGCUGGACAGAGGGGUCCCCCACAGCGGCCCGCCGAGAGAGCUUGACCAGCAGGGCCAAGCGCUUUCUGUCAGGGCUCGUUCCACGCACCCAACUCGGCCGAGACAGGGACAGGGAGGUCGGCAGAGACCGAGACCUCAGCAGACACAGAGGAAGCAGGAUGCUCAGGCAGAAAUCACGUUCUUGUCAUGACCUCAGCGCUCUAAUGUAACCGAAUGACAAAUGACAGAGAGCGAGAAGGAGAGGAGGUUUUAAAGGAAGCUAGUGAAGGGAUUGAAGAACUGCAUGUAAGAUUGACAGGUGAGGAGAUAAGAGACAGUGUUGCUGCACCACUUCACAGAGGGGAUAAUUCUCUGGAGAUAUUACCUAAACUAGUAUGUGUGAAAUUAGUUGUUUAUACCAGUCUCUCAGUCAUUGAACGUGACAGUAGUGCAGCGAAACCUAGCAGUAUAUCCUGCCAGAACAUGACCUUUUAGGUUGCGAGAGGCCU
This is a messenger RNA of Carassius auratus (goldfish), 1341 nucleotides long. RefSeq names its product GTP-binding protein REM 2-like. NCBI's taxonomy places the organism in Eukaryota, Metazoa, Chordata, Actinopteri, Cypriniformes, Cyprinidae. The transcript has 5 exons. The record is from RefSeq and is a predicted model, not a curated record. Gene Ontology annotation, cellular component: plasma membrane. Bases 139 to 1062 code for a protein of 307 amino acids. Gene Ontology annotation, molecular function: GTPase activity; GTP binding; calcium channel regulator activity.